GACAAAACAAUUGAUGGUCCCGUGUCACGGUAAAUUAUAAUGACGUUAACAAAAAUAAACAAUCCGAUCAAGUUAGUGUUUUCACCGAGUGAGUAAGUUUGUACGUGACAAUAAAAUAAAAUGUUUCGAAAUUAGUAGUUUAAGAUGAAGAGCUCAAAUGCGCGGAGUAGGAAUCAGGUGUACAGUGUGGGGAACUAUCUUAUGACGGGGAAAGUGUUGGGGAAGGGACAUUUUGCAAGAGUUGAAGAAGCUACGCACAGGAUUAUAGGGAAAAAGGUGGCGAUAAAAAUAAUAGAUCUGACAUGCAUAAAGGAAGAGUAUGCACGCCGCAACCUACACAGGGAGCCCAGGGUCAUGGCUAAGCUUCGGCACCCGUGCAUCGCCGCCCUCUACGAGACUAUGAUGCACGGCCCCCGACUGUACGUGGUGAUGGAGGCGGCGGGGGGCGGCGACCUGUGCACGCACGUGCUGGCGCAGGCGGCCCGGGGCAGCGCCCGGGGGCUGCCGGAGGCCCGCGCCCGCUCCCUCGCCGCCCAGCUGGUCUCAGCUGUCAGACAUAUGCAUUCCCGGGGCGUUGUACAUCGGGACCUUAAGAUGGAGAAUAUAAUGUUGGAUAGCUCCAAGCAGUACAUCAAAAUUGUUGAUUUUGGUCUUUCGAAUGUCUGGAGCGCCGGCGCUGCGCUGCGGACGCCGUGUGGGUCGCUGGAGUACGCUGCGCCGGAGUUGUUUGUCGACGGCCGGCGGUACGGGCCCGAAGUCGAUCUGUGGAGCAUAGGCGUAAUAGUUUACGGGAUGGUGACGGGCGGGCUGCCGUUCACGGGCGGCGACAGCGGCGACGGCAAGUCGCGGCCGCAGCUGCGCGCCGCCAUCGCGCGCGGCUUCACCAGGAAACAGCGCGCCGCGCUCGCCUGCGUGUCCGCCGAGUGCAAGACGUUUAUCCAGCAGUUGUUGGAUCCGGACGUGGACCAGCGCAUGAAGAUUGAGGAGGCGGCGCGACAUCGCUGGAUAAAGAAGCCAGGCAUGCGGAUGAAGACACAUCCGCUGGGCGCCGUCGACCCCAAGGCCAACAGGGAGAUAUUCAAGCAAAUAGCUGAGCUGAGCGGCCGUUCGGUCAUAGACGUGGUGGCCGAGGUAAAAGCUGACCCAUUCGGCGCGAUCGCGGGCAUCUACAACAUCAAGACGCACCUACACCAGACGCAGGUGCCAGGGGACCUGCUGUGGUCGGCCAACAUGAUGGAGCCGCGGCCCGCGUCCCCCCCAGAGUACCAGGCCAGGGACCACUCCGUCGCCCUUCCGAUCUCGAAGCCCAUCGUCCGCCGCAGCACGUCCCCACCCAAAACCGCGAUAAAGCCUAAAUUGGAGCCGCCGAAGACUAUCAAUCGGAUCCCGACAGUAUCGCCUAAACCAGUCAAGAUUCAAGAGCAAGCGGUCAGACGGCCGCCGACGCUGAGCAGGCCGACGAGCGCAUCGUACGAGAAGAAACCAGUGACCAGUUAUGAUAACGGGGACUGUGGGUUCGAUUCGCGGCUGCCGAGCAUCACGGAGCACUCGAGCAUAGACCUGAGUGAGCAGAAGAACGCGCGGCGGUUCACGCGCUCGAGCGCGCGGCCGCCGGACGACGAGCGACGGGCGCCCGCGCGCCGCGCCGACUUCUACCGCAGGGCCGGCGACGGGUUGCCCAGUUGGAGAGCCACAGGCCCCGUAGUCCCUCCUCCUAGAAUACUUCUACAGAACAACGCGACUACCAUCAAGCGAGCUUCGCUCGGGAACAUAGUCAGCCCACAUUCGUCAUCUAACAGUCAUUGUAAAAGCGAAAGGGCUAUGCCGGUGGGCUGGUUCACGUCUCGAGCGAAGGACACUACUCCGCACCUGCAGAGGCUACGCAGAACUGCCCCGAUGAAGUGACGUCACAAUUUUAGAAGCUUUACAAACUUUGUUGAAAUUCUUUUUUUUUGUUACCUUAAUUGUAAUCUUAAGCGAAUAAAAAGAUUGUAAUGUUACACGCAACGACGAUGUCAAAUAUGUUUUUGGACGCAAUUUUCUAUAU
Plodia interpunctella (Indianmeal moth) is the source of this 2047-nucleotide messenger RNA. RefSeq names its product serine/threonine-protein kinase MARK2-like. Gene Ontology annotation, cellular component: cytoplasm. NCBI's taxonomy places the organism in Eukaryota, Metazoa, Arthropoda, Insecta, Lepidoptera, Pyralidae. The coding region runs from base 145 to 1905 and encodes 586 amino acids. The record is from RefSeq and is a predicted model, not a curated record. Gene Ontology annotation, biological process: intracellular signal transduction; protein phosphorylation. The transcript has 11 exons. Gene Ontology annotation, molecular function: protein serine/threonine kinase activity; ATP binding.